Coccomyxa subellipsoidea C-169 is the source of this 1225-nucleotide messenger RNA. RefSeq lists its product as hypothetical. The coding region runs from base 296 to 1225 and encodes 309 amino acids. The record is from RefSeq and is a predicted model, not a curated record. NCBI's taxonomy places the organism in Eukaryota, Viridiplantae, Chlorophyta, Trebouxiophyceae, Coccomyxaceae. The transcript is spliced from 8 exons.
CUACCCACAAAGUAAGACAACAGAAGCAUCUCGCAUUUUAAGUCCAUUUUGUGAACCGUAUCUGUCUCAUUCUCAGCCCAACGAACUAUUGUAAUGAACUAUCAAUCGCUGGUACCAAGGUGACUGGAUAUUAGGCGUACGCAACCUCUUUUCUACCAGGUUUAUAUAUGAUGUUUUGAAACAUAGGGAUCUGAAGGUUGUCAUGUUGACAGCAAAGACACACAGCAAGGAGAACAUCUAGCUCAGGACCGUAACAGAAGAUUAUCGCACUCUUUGAGCUUUUGAAAGGGCAAACAUGCCAGCAGACGAUGAGGCAGGCACCUCAGGUCGCGGUCACAUUGUAAAUGCCAAGGAAAGGGCCACCUAUCUUCAGGACCGCAGCAUACACAUCGCCCCAAGCCCCACUGGAGCUUCAGAUCUGCCAUGGCCCACCUCUCCCCCAGACUACCGGCGCCCCAUCAGCAGGCCUGAGAUGAGGCCUCCCACCCAGACAACACCGCCUCCCGCUCAGGGGCUGGUGGGCAGGGUGGCGAGUUGGUUUGGCCCCACGAACAGCAACGGCGCGGGGGCGUCAGCCCGGGGGCGUUCCAGGGCGGCGUCUAAUGGCUCAGCCGCGCCCCCAGACUUCCUGGCGCAGUCAGAGGACCCCGACAAGCGGCGGCUCAGCCAGGCGCAGGCGAAGCCGAGGGAGCCCCCCGGGACGCUGGAGGCAAAGUGGCGGCAGGACUGCCUGGCCUUUGCGCGCGUGAAGAAGCUGGACCAUGUAGCAGACAUGCGCAUAUUCUACGUGGAUGCGGAUGCCAAAGACAGGGACGGUGAUCCUGUAGUGGUGGCAGUGGGUGCUCACUACCGCAGCGCUGCAGUGACCAGGGAAGACCUGCUGCUGCAUGUUGUGAAGGAGAUGGAGAAGGUUGGGUCACGCCCGUUUGUGGUGGUGUACUUCAACGCAGACGCUGACCUGGCAAUGAUCCCCGAGCCCAGCUUCUUCUUGGAUGCCCACUCCGCGCUCGCCCCCUCGCACCGCCGCCAGCUCAAGGCGUUCUAUGCGGUGCACCCCAACCGGCUGCUGCGCGCAUGGAUCAUGCUGCUGCGGCUGAGCGAGCCGGACAUCUACGGUCGCGUGUGCUUCUGCGAGUGCCUGGCGAAUUUGAAUCUGAAAUUCUCCGGGGGCGGCCGCGCGCCGUCACCGCCGCAGCACGUGCUUGACUAUGACGCCGAGCACUGA